Molecule: messenger RNA, 721 nt
Organism: Corylus avellana
Lineage: Eukaryota; Viridiplantae; Streptophyta; Magnoliopsida; Fagales; Betulaceae
Gene: MLP423
Product: MLP-like protein 423
Biological process (GO): abscisic acid-activated signaling pathway; defense response
Molecular function (GO): signaling receptor activity; protein phosphatase inhibitor activity; abscisic acid binding
Source: RefSeq, a predicted model, not a curated record
GUUUCUAAUAUGUAUCAGUAUCACUAGUCCUUCAACAAGUUUUCUCAUUUCCCACUUGAAAAUGGCUUCCAGUGGUAAUCUUGAAGUAGAAGUUGAGGUGAAGUCUCAUUCAGAUAAGUUCUGGCCAACCAUCAGGGACUCUCCCAUUAUCCUCCCUAAGGCCUUUCCUAAUGAUUACAAGAGCAUUGAAAUUCUUGAAGGCGAUGGGAAGUCUGUUGGCACUAUUCGCCUAAUCACAUACGGGGAAGGUUCUCCUCUUGUGAAAGUAUCAAAGGAGAAGAUUGAGGCAUUUGAUGAAGGAAAAAAGACACUUUCUUAUAGUGUGAUCGAAGGGGAUCUGCUGGCUUACUACAAAGUUUUCAAGUGCCACAUUACAGUGACUCCAAAGGGAGCUGGGAGCCUGGCAAAAUGGUCCUGUGAGUUUCAAAAGGCUAGCGAGGAGAUUCCAGACCCACACAUUAUUAAGGACUUUGUAGUCAAAAACUUCAAGGAGCUGGAUGACUAUGUUCUCCAUGCAUAGAGGCCUGAGGCCCCUCUCUCUUGGAAAGAUUUGGGGGAUUUGCGGAUGAUAUUUAUAUUAUCAUUAUGGCCUACUAAACAAUAAGUUAUUUGCAAUGCAUGCACUCAUCUUUGUUGUUCCUUUCCUUGUUUGUUGGCUAAGUAAUGUACUGGAUGUUCUUAUUAUCCCCAUAAUGGAAAUCUCUGCUAUCACUUAUCUCAG